AUGCCCAAUCCAGUGCAAGUCGCUACCAAACGAGUUGCAGAGCCUGUAAUCGGAGAAAAUGGGUAUACUGGAUUCCACCCGGGGAAAACUGAGGUCCUCAAGGCUGGAGCUCGACCAUUUGGUGGAAAGGCACUCACCAGUGAUAUACAGAUCGACCAUGAUGUAGAAAUUCGGGUCCGCGAUGGUGCGCGCUUAUACAUUGACGUAUACAGACCUGCAGCCUCACAAGAAAAGGUACCAGCGGUGCUGAGUUGGUCGUUCUAUGGCAAAAAGUACAGUGCGAUGGACAUGCUACCAAUAUGCGUCUGGAAUUGCUGUGUUCCCAACAGCGAUCUGAGCGGCCUAGAGAAGUUCGAGGGACUAGAUCCAGCAGACUGGUGUCCAAAAGGUUACGCAAUAAUCAGCAUCGACACACGGGGAGCGGGGAAUAGCGAUGGACAAAUCUGCGUCAUGGGUUCACAAGAUGCCGAAGAUGGCUAUGAUGUUGUCGAAGCCGUUGCAAAGAUGAACUGGUGCAAUGGAAAUGUCGACAUGGCUGGCAAUUCAGCAUUGGCAAUUGCGCAGUGGUUUAUUGCCGCCCAGAGACCACCAAGCUUAAAGACCAUUGCGCCCUGGGAAGGGAUGGGGGACAUGUACCGCGAACAAUUCUGCCGGGGUGGUUGGUUUUCAAUGAGCAAUUUUGACCUCAUUGCAAAAGCGAUCGUCCGAGGGCAGCCCAAUUCUGGCUUGGAGGAUUACGAUGCCAUCAAGAAAUGGAUCAGGUGGGGCAGUAAGCAGGAAUGGUAUGAAUUGUAUUCCGAGAAAAAUUCCCUGGUUGAAUUGGGGAAGUUUUUCGACCGUUACCUGCGAGAAGAACAAAAUGACUGGGAGACAAGUACACCAAAGGUCAGGUGGUCGGCCCUUCAAUUCGGCGACCGAAAGGCAAUUGAUGACAUUGUCCUCGAAGACUUUCCAGCGCCAUCUACCGAAUACCAAAACUUCUUCCUCGAUGCUAGCAGUGGAAAACUAGUAAAGGUGAGACCUUCCGGAGAAGCCUCGAUAUCCUAUGACUCGGAAGACUACAAAAGCUUUGCAGAGUUCAGCUAUACUUUCGAGAAGGCGAGACGACUUAUCGGCCUUCCAAAAGCGGUUGUUUACAUGUCAUGCGAUGCUCUCGACGAUUUUACAGUCUUUGCAAUUCUGCGAAAGAAAGAUAGCAACGGAAAGCUAUUGAUGCACCUCAAUUUUCCUUUUAGCACAACCCCGGUCAGAUCGAUUGAUGACAUCCCUGAAAAAGAACAGGCCACACUGAACUUGCAUAUGGGGCCGAUUGGCAUCCUGCGCGCAUCACAAAGAGCAAUCGACGAGUCAAGGAGUAUUCACCCGAAUUUCCCAUUCCACCCGCAUCGGAAACUGGAUAAGAUCAAACCUGGCACUAUUGUCAAGCUUGAGAUUGGAAUUUGGGCUAUGGGGGUUGAUUUCAAUGCAGGUGAAACUAUCAGCCUUAGGGCAAGUCCAAGCCCACAACCUUUUGUACCACCUCAAGUUGACUAA
Molecule: messenger RNA, 1533 nt
Organism: Exophiala aquamarina CBS 119918
Lineage: Eukaryota; Fungi; Ascomycota; Eurotiomycetes; Chaetothyriales; Herpotrichiellaceae
Exons: 2
Coding region: 1-1533 (510 amino acids)
Molecular function (GO): dipeptidyl-peptidase activity
Source: RefSeq, a predicted model, not a curated record